AUGGCCGAUAUUAAGGGUAAGAUGCCUAUCACUCUGGAGAGUGCGAUUAAGAUAAAGCAAUCACUAUUGGGAAAUGAUGAAAUGAAAUUAAAAUACUUCGGGGACGGUACUUUUUUCCUCGAAAUAUUGAAGACUCUUCAUGAUUCGGACGAUGCUAUGUUAUUACGUGAAUGCUCCAUUAUUUUAUAUGCUUACAUUAACUUUUCUGACGCAUGGAAGCGGGAUCUCCCAGACUUAACAAAAGCUGCUAAUACGAUGAUUCAAAACUGUAAAAAGUGUCCGGAUACCCUUUUAGAGAUAACAAUUUUAUCAAUUUCAAAAAUGUUGUCAUCACAAGUAAUUCCAUUCUUAACUAUUGAUGAUCUUAUUGACACAUUACAGUGCACGAUUGCAAAUGAGAGCUCCUCGGAAAGAUUAACAGCAAAUUGUUGUAUUAUUCUUAUUUCGGAAUUGGCACAAAUGGAUGCCGAUCCUAAGCGGAAUGACCUCGCAAUUAGUUUAAUAUCUAGACUGUAUCGUCCAAUCAUGCAACGAUUAGGCGACCUAAUUGCUCCAAUCUUUAUACGUGUCUUAAAGCAAAAUGCAACUCUGUCUUCCCUGAAAGAGUUCGAUAGUAUCUUUGAACAUGCAUCUUUAUCAAAUGAACUUCCAGCACUUUUGUAUAAGGCCUCAUCUACAAGUGUUCCGAAUAGUACAUUGGCAUUAACUUCUUUAUUAAAUGCUAUGGCACAAUUUUUGUCUGUUCUUGGCCGCCACCAUCACAUUGUUUCAAUUCCAGAUACACUGACUUACACAUUGUACGGGCUUUUACGAUCAUCAAGCUUUGAACUGAAGCAAGCUGCGGCUGCCGUCAUUGUGUACUAUAGCUCCUAUCAUCUAUCGAAUAAGCACCUUAUUACAGCAAAUUUCCAAAAAGUAAUUCCUGUUUUAAUGAGUAUUGCCAGAAAUGAUUUGCUAUCCAGGGAGCAGAAAGAGGAUUUUAGAUCGAGCAUGGCGAGAAAAAAAUUUGAAUAUAAUGGGCCGGGCCGUUUGUCGUCCUUACAUUUACUUGUUGAAUGCUGUGAACAUUAUCCAGCUACUGUGGACAAGCUUGUUGGAUUGGACUUUGUUGAUUUACUAAUGCUUGCGGUGGAUAAACUUACAAGAGAUUUUAUCCAGGAUGAAGAUGAUGCCCACCAUUUAAGUGACUGUCUGUUGUUAAUAAGUUGUAUUUGUGCAACAGAUGAUGUUAAAAGAGAGUUGGUAUCACAAUAUCCGAUAAAUUGGAAGAAAUACAUUGGUUCGUAUGUUCAAUUAUGCAGGAACAUAUUAAACAGAAAUGAUAUAACUGUGUCAUUCGAGCUUUUAUCCUCUUUCAGGCUUGCCACAGAGACAGUCCUAUCCUUUUGCUAUGUUAUUAGAUCGAUGUCGCGCUCAGCAGCGGUGCUGCGGACUUCUUUUGAACUUAAGGAUGUUGUAAUCAACAUGUUUGAAAUACUGAAGCAACCAUUUGUAAUGGAUUUUCUCUCUACAAUCGAUGAUCCUGUGCUCUCGAAUAAUGAGGUACUGCUCCGAUCUGUAAUUCUUGGUGCCAUCUCCAAUUUUGCAAUCGGUUUCAGCAUCAUCAGGGAGUAUAUGGAUAGUAACUCUGUGCAAUCGGCUCUCCAGCCGUAUAUAAAUGGCACUUACAGAAGCAUUAAUUCCCAGGACAGAACAGUACUCCUUGUUUCGGCAUUGCAGGUAAUUCGUAAUGCUCUUUAUUCAGAUGAUGCGAAAUUUAGAGAACCGUUCGUCACAAAAGCCUCUCUCGAAAGUGUUUUUAAACUUUGUGAGCAUAAAGAUGAUCGCGUGAAACAACAAAGUUUCAAUAUACUUCGAAACGUUUCUGCAAUUUCCAUAGCACAGGCGGAAAAGCUUAACGACAUAUAUAUGGAUUCUGUACCUCAUGAGUUAUCACAUGAUACCGAUUUUCUGGCCUUCUUGCAUCGUCACUUAGACAGCACAGAAGAUUUUGACACACUAACAGCGAUUUGCUAUAUUUUUGUAAAUUUUGCCUCUUCAACAUUGGAUAAUCAGAGGAAAAUCAUGGCCGACGAGCAGCUAUUGAAGCGUUUGCAUGAAUUGCUUCAAAUAAGUCUUCCAUCUAACAGUGCAAAAGCAGAAACGAUCAAGUUAUGGAAUCUUAAGCUUAGCAUAGUUUGGAUAAUCACAAAUCUUACAUGGAGACAGGGAACCGCGGGCUCAUCAUCAGACGAUGAUAAUGAUUCGUCAAUGGAUAUUGAUAACACAAGUUCAGCCACGGUUACACCAUUGGGUCCAUGUAGUACAGCUAAGGAAAGGGCCCAAAAAUUAAUCAAAUUUGGAUUUUACGACACUAUACAAGUACUAAGUCGCAAUUGUGAUAUUGCAGAUUUUAGGGAACGUGCCAGAACAGCUGUUUUUCAACUUGUCUAUCACGAUGAAUGA
Brettanomyces bruxellensis is the source of this 2445-nucleotide messenger RNA. RefSeq lists its product as uncharacterized. Bases 1 to 2445 code for a protein of 814 amino acids. NCBI's taxonomy places the organism in Eukaryota, Fungi, Ascomycota, Pichiomycetes, Pichiales, Pichiaceae. The record is from RefSeq and is a predicted model, not a curated record. The transcript has a single exon. Gene Ontology annotation, cellular component: GID complex. Gene Ontology annotation, biological process: proteasome-mediated ubiquitin-dependent protein catabolic process.